Molecule: messenger RNA, 2151 nt
Organism: Elaeis guineensis (African oil palm)
Lineage: Eukaryota; Viridiplantae; Streptophyta; Magnoliopsida; Arecales; Arecaceae
Product: protein trichome birefringence-like 11
Cellular component (GO): Golgi apparatus
Molecular function (GO): O-acetyltransferase activity
Source: RefSeq, a predicted model, not a curated record
CUUCAUCCUUGCUUAUACCUUUCCUUCCAUAUCCUCAACCCGUUUGAUAUGAUCACCACAAAUUUCUUUUCUUUUAUUAAUUUCAUGCCGUAAAUUCCAUUGCUCUUUGAAAAGCUAUCCAUUGCUUUUUGAAAAGCUAUUCUUUGCAAAUAGUAAUUGUAGGAGGAGGAGGAGGAGGAGAAAGGAGGCUCUUUUAAUGGCGGUCUCGGUCUCGGGGUUGACGAGGAAUGCAUCGCCGGCGCUGCCGAGAUCGCCGGCGAAGAGGAGGGGCGGCGGAGGGGAGGAAGGUGGAGGUAUGGAGGCGCUCCGGCGGCUGGGGCGGCGGGUGAAGACCUUCGAGCAGGUGGGCGUGCUCGGCUUCUUCGCCUUCACCGCCGUCUUCUUCCUUCUUAUCUUCUACUUCUUCUACUCGAACUGCGGAGGCCUGGCGCGGCCUGACCGCAUGGCGGCCGCCUCCAGCGGCGGAGGCGACCGCAUGGCGGCCGCCGUCACCGGUGGCGGUGGCGGAGAGAAGAGCGUCUGGGGACUCGGGGCGGAGAUUGGCCGGAGAAAAGAAGAAGGCGGCGGCGGAGAGAAGGUUGUCUGGGAACUAGGGGUGGAUAUUGGCCGGAGCAAAGGCGGCGGCGGCGGCGCUGGCGGAGGGGAGUGCGAUUGGUUCGAGGGGGAGUGGGUUUGGGACGAAAGCUAUCCGCUUUAUGAGUCGAGGGAUUGCGGGUUCUUGGAUGAGGGGUUUCGGUGCUCGGAGAAUGGGAGGAGCGAUCGCUUCUACACCAAGUGGCGGUGGCAACCGGCACGGUGCGAUCUCCCCAGAUUUGAUGCCGAGAAGAUGCUCGAGAAGCUGCGAAACAGACGGCUGGUAUUUGUGGGUGACUCAAUUGGAAGGAACCAGUGGGAGUCCCUCCUUUGCAUGCUUUCCGUGGCUGUUCCUGACAAGAGCUCGAUCUAUGAAGUGAACGGUAACCCAAUUACGAAGCACAAGGGCUUCUUGGUUUUCAAGUUCAGGGACUACAACUGCACUGUAGAGUAUUACAGAGCCCCGUUUUUGGUGCUCCAGAGCCGCCCCCCGGCUGGAGUGCCAGCGGAGGUAAAGGCAACACUUAAAUUGGACAUGUUGGAUUGGAUGUCCACCCGAUGGAAGGAUGCUGAUGUGCUGAUCUUCAACACUGGGCAUUGGUGGAACUAUGAGAAGACUAUCAGAGGAGGGUGCUAUUUCCAAGAAGGAAACAAGGUAAAGAUGAAAAUGAGUGUGCAUACAGCAUAUCAAAGAGCGAUUAAGACAUUGUUUAACUGGAUUGACAGAGAGGUCGAUAGGAGUAGGAGCCAGGUCAUCUUUCGCACAUAUGCUCCUGUCCAUUUCAGAGGCGGGGACUGGAAGACAGGAGGAAGCUGUCAUGUGGAGAAAUUUCCAGAGUUGGGUACUUCACAGAUAUCGCUAAAAGAGUGGGCUCAUCUGCUGGAACCAUUCAGAAAUGUGUCUUUGGAGAAUUCUGCCGAGACUCGGCUCCUAGAGUUGGAUGUGCUGAAUGUCACCCAGAUGACAGCUCGAAGGAGUGAUGGCCAUUUGUCCAUUUUUUACCUCGGUCGAUCAGGUCCCGCCCCUCUCCACAGGCAGGACUGCAGCCACUGGUGCUUACCUGGGGUUCCUGAUGCAUGGAAUGAGCUACUAUAUGCACUCUUUAUCAGAUGGGAAUCGAUGAUCUAUCGAAAUGUUACUGCUUUCAGUAACACCAUGGUAAAGCUGGCCUGGUAAACAUGCUAGGCUCAUUGCUGAUUAAUUUGCACUGCAGUUCUGCAAGAAAGUGCUGAUGUAAAUCUUUCAAAGCCUUUUAUGGCUGGAGGCAUAUUAUACAUACAAGAGCCGGUGCCAGAUUUUGAUGGGGCUUGUUGAUACAGGCUACAAAUGUAGCACAUAUAGGAGCAAUAGGAAAUCAAAAAGUCAAACUUGGUAAAUAGAAAACUGAUGUCUGUGAUGUUUAAUCCAAAAAGAAAUGGCACCAUUGUCUCUACACGAUUGAGAAAUGAGGAAUAAUAAAUACAGCAGCCGUAUUGUUUGGGAAGCCUGGUUUGCAGUAAAGCCUUCUGUAAAUUUGAGUUUUUUUGUUAAGUGUUGGAUCUACUUUGUCGAAAUGUUUUAAAUUGUUUUUGUCUCCA